Messenger RNA from Vigna radiata var. radiata (mung bean), 1762 nucleotides. RefSeq lists its product as uncharacterized. The transcript has 3 exons. The record is from RefSeq and is a predicted model, not a curated record. Lineage: Eukaryota; Viridiplantae; Streptophyta; Magnoliopsida; Fabales; Fabaceae. The coding region runs from base 465 to 1088 and encodes 207 amino acids.
CUCUAUAUAUAUAGAGAGAGAGAUGAGAAUCACAGGUUAUGGAGGGUUUCAAUAAGGGUUUGCUAGUGAUGGACGGUGGAGGCGCCAUUUCUGGUGAUUUCAGAACCUUUUGUGGGAUUUAAGGUCUGGAACUCCUAGCCCUGGAGGGCACCCUACAAUGCCCCACCUCAAACCUUCUUUGAGGACUUCAUCCCCUCCUCCAAGGAAAUCGCUUGUAGAUCCACCAGCAGGAUCUACACCCAUAGGUCUUAAAUGGGUUUACAAGACCAAAUUUAAUGAAAAUGGUCAUGUAGAAAAAUAUAAAGCCAAAUUGGUAGUUAAAGGUUAUGCUCAAAAGUAUGGAAAAGAUUAUACAGAGGUAUUUGCACUUGUAGUUAGACUCGAUACCGUGAGAAUUUUGAUAGCAUUGGCUGCACAAAAUGCAUGGGAAGUAUUUCAGCUUGAUGUAAAAAGUGCGUUCUUGUAUGGUGAUCUUAAAGAAGAGGUAUAUGUUCAACAACCAACAGGUUUCAUUCAAAAGGGUUGAGAAACUCAAGUUUACCGGUUGUAGAAAGCUUUAUAUGGACUUAAGCAGGCCCCACGAGCUUGGUAUAGCAAAAUUGAAGCCUACUUUGCCAAAGAAAAGUUUAAUCGAUGUUCCAGUGAACACACAUUGUUCACCAAACAGGUAUUUUCUCGGAAUAGAAGUCAUACAAAGCAAGGUAGGAAUUUUCAUUUGUCAAAGAAGAUAUGCACGGGAGAUAUUGGCUCGAUUCAACAUGACAAAAAGCAAUCCAGUAAGAAAUCCUAUUGUACCAAGAACAACAUUGUCUAGAGAUGAGGAAGGAGUCCCAAUAGAUGCCACAAAGUUUAAGCAAGCAAUUAGUAGUCUUAUGUAUCUCACAGUCACUCGACCUGAUUUGAUGUAUGGGGUAAGUUUAAUAAGCAGGUACAUGGCAAAUCCAAAGGAAUCACAUUGGGCAGCGAUCAAACGGAUCUUGAGAUAUCUUAAAAGCACAAUUGAGUAUGGAAUCUUUUAUCAACAGAGUGGAAGAACUGGUCUUGUUGCCUAUAGUGACAGUAAUUAUGCAGGUGACUUAGAUGAUUGAAAAAGUACUUCUGGUUCAGUUUUUUUAAUGGGUACGGGAGCUGUCUCUUGGGCAUCGAAGAAACAACCUGUGGUGAGCUUAUCUACAACUGAAGCUGAGUAUAUUGCAGCGGCAUUUUGUGCAUGUCAAUGUAUUUGGCUUUGCAGAAUUUUAGAACAUCUCGGUUCAAAAGAAGAAGGUGCAAUAGAAAUUCUAUGUGAUAACAGCUCUACUAUUCAAUUAUCCAAAAAUCCCGUCUUUCAUGGAAGAAGUAAACACAUUGCAAUAAGAUUUCAUUUUCUUAGAGAUUUGGUUAAAGAUCAAGUUGUUUGUCUUAGUUAUUGUUGCUCUGAAGAACAAUUGGCUGAUAUAAUGACCAAAGCAUUGAAGCUUGAACAAUUUGAAAGUCUACGUCUAAUGCUUGGAGUUGUGGACAUAAGAGAAAUAAGCUAAGUGUGACAACAUAUAGCUUAAGGGAGGGAAUGUUGGUUAUUUUUUAAUUGUUAAUGUUUUAAAAUAAAUCUCGUAUUUAUUAGGGAGAAUAAGUCAUUUGUCAGUUGGCAUAUUUUAUUCCUAGAUAGGUGCUGUUUUUAAAUUUCAGUAUCUGCCCAUUAUGCAGAGCAGUUAUGAUGUACUGUUUUUUUUGGCUUUUAUAAGCCAGACUUGAUUACUCAAUAAAGUAUACACUUAGACAA